GGACAGACGAGUUCAGCAACUCAGGAGCCACAGUCGAUGGCUGAGCAGGCCACAAUCGAGGACUGAAUUGAGGUGAAGCCAGCCGUUGUCAGCCUGCAGCAACAAGGCGCCCUUGGUGCUUGCAUCGUCCUGCAGAUUGCACGGUUGUGAUGAUCCAGCUGUGAGACAGCGGCGCGGUUUGUCCCUUCUUGAAUCCGCUAACAAGCAAAAUGGGGGAUGCAGAGGUCGACUGGGAGGUUGUGGAAGAGGAACUCAGCCAACUGCCCGAUGCAUGGAAGCAAGCAAGGUUCGACUCCCUCCCGCACGUGGUGGACGUCCUGACCGCGUCCGAGGGCGGCAUUUUGGACGGCCUGCGCGAGCAGCGCGACGCGGUGGAGGAGCUCGUGGACGAUGUCGUGCAGGGGUACCACAACGGGUUCAACCGCGCGAUCCACAACUACUCCCAGAUCCUGCGGCUGUUCAGUGAGAGCGCAUCAAAGAUGGCGGGCCUCAAGACGAACCUGGGGGAGGCGCGGCGGCUGCUGGCGGCGCGGCACAAGGCGCUCCAACAGCAGUGGUAUCGCAGCAUCACCCUACGUCACGUGCUGCAACUGCUGGACCAGAUUGACAGCGUCGCAAAAGUCCCUGCGCGCAUCGAGCGGCUGAUGCUCGAGCGGAAGUACUACGCGGCGACGCAGCUGUUGUUGCACUCGAGCAGCAUGUUGGAGCGGGAGGGGAUCCAGGGGGUGGGUGGCCUGCGGGAUGUGCGCUCGGAUAUGCAGCGACUGCGGCAGGGCCUCUUCACCAAGGUCAUGGAAGAGUUGCAUCUGCACAUCUACAAUCAAGGCACCUACAGCCUGGCCUCCACGCGCAUCGCCGACAAGGAUGACGACGCACGUCCCGGGCAGAAGCGGUCGGUGAGGAAGAAGGGCAGCCCGUUCUCGCCCCUGCGCCUGGUGGGCUCCACCGACGACGUGCGCCUGCGCCUGGGGGGAACCCCCGACCGGAACGGGCGGCCUAGGGGGGACGACCACGAUGGGGCCAUGAGCGAGGACGGGUCUAUUUCCGGAAGCAUCAUUGCCAGUGUGACCGGAAGCGACAUCGCGAGCCUUCCGAGCAGUAUCUUGCGCAAGAGCAGCAGCCAGGCGCGGCAGCAGUCGGGGCAGCUGCCGAUCUGGCUCACAGACGCAACGCCAAACGAGUUCACGGACUCCAUCACACGGGCCGACAGCCACGACAGUGUCAAGUACCUGCAGACCCUGGUCGAGUGCCUGGCCCUCCUGGGCAAGCUGGCCGCCGCCGGCUCCUCCCUCGCGCAGCGCCUGCGCCGCACGCUGCGCGAGCUCAUCGCUGACGUCAUCAAGGCGCGCGCCCAAGCCGCCGAGCGCGCGCGCCCGCGCGUCGACUCCAUCCCCAAGACCUCCGCCGGGGGAUCCCCCAUGACGUUCAGCGGCGCCUCCUCCCAUGGUACCAAAAUGGUCGCGCACAGCCCCCGGGGGGGCUUCGCGGGGGGCCGGAUCGGGGUGACGUCAGCGGGGAUGACAUCAGCGGCGGGGGGUGGCCCGACAGGUCCGGCGUCGGUGGCUGCACAGCAGCUCCUGGAGGAGGUUUUCGGGGUUUGCGUCGGGGCGCUCGAGAACCAUCGGCUGGUGCACACGUUCAUGCAAAUGAGGGGGGCGGAGGACCAGAGCGCGCGCCAGGUGUUGUCACCCCCCCGGGACGAAAAUUCUGGCGAUGGGUUCAAAGCAGGGGGCGGCGAGCUGGCGCCGUACAACCUGGCGGUCGCCUGGAGCUGCGUCCAGUCAGAAUGCCAAGCACUGGUUUGCGAGGUUUUGAGGGCGACCCCGGCGGGGGUUAGCGCUGACCCGACCGGGUUAGGCGAGGGGGUUAAGGAGGGAGAGAAGAAAGCGGGGGCGCCCGGGGGCGCCGCUGCGAAAGAGGCAGAAGGGGCGUUGGAAGGGGAGGACGAGGAGUUGGCGUUUGCGUUCCGGUUCACGGACUUGGGGUCAGCUUUACCAGGUUCCGAAACGGGUUCGUCAACCUUGGUGCGCGGCGGCGACGGCGCUCUGCAAAGUCGCAGCCGGCGCGCUUCCGCCACGGGCCAGGAAACGUAUGAGACGGAACUGGUGCUGCCGGAACGGGGCGUCUACCUGGCGGCCGCCGUCUACCGGCCCGUCGUGCAGUUCACGGAUAAGGCCGCGCAGAUCGUCAAGGAUGCGGCACUCAAGCAGGGCGGCGGCGAGGCCCUUCGCGCCUGGAUGGAGAAGUACAUCGCCAAUGCCUUCUUGCCACGUGUCCAGAAUGACUACCGAGGGCGCAUCGCUGACGCCCUCAGCAGCCCGGCCGCGUUCAAGCCCCGGGGCCGGACGUCCGAAACUUAUGAUCGGACGGUCGAGAAGGGGCGGCCGGUGCUUCAGGGGGGACUUGCGGCGGAAUCGUUGGUGCUGGAAGUCCUGGCGUGGGCGCAGGCGCUGCCGCUGUUUGCGGGGCAGCUGGUCGGGGUCGUGCAGGCGAUGCUGGAGCGACUGCUGGAGCGGUGCCGCGCGGCCUACACUGAGGCGGUUCUGGGCAGCCUGAGCAGCGCGCUAGCGGCCCGCUUCGACUUCGAGAACCUGCAGAAGCGAGAAACGGCGUUCAUGGCGCUUUUUGCGGAGCCAGCUGGCGGCGCGGGCCAGCUCCACGUGGCAGAACUAGAGGGGCGGGAGGAGGAGGCGGAGGCGCUCGAGGAGGAGAUGUUCCAUCUGAUUGAGGGGCAGCAGCCAAUCAAGUCGGAGCACCUCAUCAUGGACUUUUCCAAGGUGGUCCUCCUCGCCGCCCUCAGCGACAGCCUCGAUUGGCUGGGUGACGUCAUCUCCCAGCUCGGCAGCGGCGGCAUGACGUCGUCAUCCUCCGUGGUCAGCCCCGUGACUAGCCCCCUGCAGGAGCGCGAGCGCGCGCGCGCGCGCCGGCCGCCGCCGCUGAGCGCGCAGCACCGGCGGGGGAGCAGCCAGACCCUGACGUCAGGGCUGGCAAUCCUGGCGGACAAGUUCCACAAUCUGUCCGUGGAGUUCAUUCGGACGCUCCGCCUGGAGAUGCAGCUGCAGACGGCGUACCACUUCCAGGACAUGACGGACCGGUCGUACGUGUGCGACGUCGAGCCCGAAGAACCGGACGAGUACGUGCUAUCGCUUACGACGCAAAUGUCCCGCCUCGACGACGAGGUGUCGUCUUAUGUGCCCCCCGUGCGGCGGAGCUAUGCGUUUGGGGGGGUCUGCGGAAUUGCGGCGCGGUGCGCGAUCGCCAACCUGGGGCGGAUGAAGGCUAUCAACCACCUGGGCGUGCGGCAGGUUGCACGUGAUUGCAUCGCUCUGCAACAAACGCUCGCCAACCUGGGCACCGGCGGAGAUUACGCCUCCCUGCAAAGGGCGCAGGCAAAGUUCGACCGUGUGCGGCAGUAUUAUGAGCUUCUCACCAUACCGGUCGAGUCGUUGAUCGCCUUUGCACAAGAUCACCCGGGAGCGUACAGCCCCGAGGAGUUCCGGAAACUGCUCAUGGUUCAGGUUCCGGGACGGGAGGUGCCGACCGAUGCGAUGCACAAGCUUGUGAGGACGUUCGCCAGAUGAGCCGGUUGCUCGGAUCUAUUUCGGAUUGUAAUUUUUAGAACUUGCCCGGCCAACUCUGACAAAGUCAACAAAGCCGCUUCGUGAAGACUUGUAAACCACAAACCCGCAAAUAUCGAAAUAUAUGCACUGUCAAC
Klebsormidium nitens is the source of this 3715-nucleotide messenger RNA. The record is from the annotation of a GenBank genome assembly. Lineage: Eukaryota; Viridiplantae; Streptophyta; Klebsormidiophyceae; Klebsormidiales; Klebsormidiaceae.